AUGACAUUCUCCCUAAAUAAUACCCCGGGCCUCAAACCCAAGGCCUGUCCCAUAUGCUCCUCGGAGACGGGUCUCAUCCGUUGCGUGAGCUGCGAAGUGCUUGACUACUGUGGAAGCCGCCACGAACUCUCGCACAAGCAGCAUCACUACCCAACCUGCAUCUUGAUCAAGUACACACGCAUCGCCUUGGACAAUGAGGAGCGCAAGAUUCGCACCCAGUUCGAAGACGACGACGUAAACCCUUUGGACACCUCGGCGGAGUACUUUCCGUCCCUUCGUAACGCCCACCCGUACUUGGCCACUCGCCUUAGACUGGUAAAUCUUCUCCUGGAUCACUUCGGGGCUGCUGGGGGCUACGACCAUGUCGUUCGGGUUGCUCUCGAUCACACUUUGGCCAUGAUUCGGCUUGAUCCCAGCGACAAGCUAUACAUCUCAAACAUAAUUCCAGCUCUGUACAUACGUCUGGGGAUGGACCAGGAGGCCUAUAACUUCCUGGACUGGUGGUUUGCUACCUCCAAUGGUCCCUUUUCGCAAUGGACCAGCAUGGACUUGCCCUUCCUCGAUCCAGACUAUCGGAGGAAAGACAUCUUGGCGCCUCUUGAGGACAGUUGGGACGCCGUGGGUUCCUUCAGCCUGAACCAAUGGGUGGCGGUCCUGCUCAUCAAGAUGAAAGUUCUCCUGGAUCUGCGAGCCAUGCAAAACGCACGCAGGGCUCUCCACGGUGUCAUACCCACGGAACUCAUCGACAUUAUCCGGAUGAAGCUUUCCAUCAGCUCCGCCGCAUCGCUGAACAGAGUGGCUCAGGCUGACUUCGAAGAGACUGCAAACAUGAUCGCAACAAUCAAAAAAGAAGUUUGGGAGCUUUACCACGCCAUAACGGAUUACAACCCCCAUAUCUGGUCGAUGAUGAGCGAGGUCAAGAUCAUGUCAAUGACAAACCGGCAUUUCGACAAUAUCCGGGCGACGUUUCAGCCUGGUUCACAUCUUGAGAGUUGUGUUGCGCUUCGGUACAAUUUCCCAGCAUGGGCAGAGACACCCGGGGCGGUGCAGGCGAUCGAAUAUCUAAACAUGGCUCAGUCCACGUCUUGA
Molecule: messenger RNA, 1089 nt
Organism: Clonostachys rhizophaga
Lineage: Eukaryota; Fungi; Ascomycota; Sordariomycetes; Hypocreales; Bionectriaceae
Source: the annotation of a GenBank genome assembly